CUGUUAAGCCCCCUCACGUGCCUCACACGUGAGGGUAAUUUCAUCAUUUCAUAUGUUAGGUACCAUUUUUGCAUAAAAGUUUUUUGGAUUAAUUGACAUUUACCCCUCAUUUACUUUCCCCAACACUCGUCAACUCCCCAACUCCCUCCUUCUUGCUUCUGCCCCAUUGAACCUACAAAAAACCCUCGUUGCUUAUUCAAACAAGAUAAUCGACACUACAUAUACAAUGACAUACGUUUAAUAAGAAAUGGUGUUCGUAAUGUGGCAUAUCAGACCAAAACACGAAGUUGUUGAUGUAUCAACUGUAUAUGUUGGUGCACCCACAUGGUUUAGUAUUAAGCUUCAUCACAGUGGGAAAUUUACUAAGUUACCUGAUAUAAAGUACAUUGGAUGUGAAGUGCGUUAUGUUGAUUAUGUGGACAUUGAUGAGUUUUUUGUGCAUGAACUUGAUGCCAUAAUGCUUGACCUAGGGGCUGAAGUUGAGGGUCAAGUUCAUGCAGAUUCUCCAAUGAAAAAUGUGAACCAUGGUAAUGGUGAGCUUAUUGGUGAGUUCAUGUCUCUGAUUCUUUUUAGGAGUAAGAAUGAUAGUUUCUCACCAGAGUAUAGAAUGGGUAGGGUUGGGAAUUCCAAUAUAGGUGAAAGUUCUUGUAGCAAGAGGCUUAAUUUAGAUUAUAUUGAUGAGGGUGUUCACAUUUCAAAGGAAAAGAAUGAUGAUCAGGAUGGUUCAACUGAUGUUCAGGAGGCAGCAACUUGUGUUUAUUUUGAUGAGAUGGAUGAGUAUGAAGGGGAUGGAGUAUCUGAAGAGGGUAAUCAAGAGUAUGAAGAGGAUGAUGAAUCUCAAGAAAGUGAUCCAAAUUUUGAAGAGUAUGAUGAAUCUGAAAAUAGUGAUCCAGAGUAUGAAGAAGAUGAGAGACAAAUAGAAGAUGAAUAUCAUGUGGAUGACAUAAUGGAUGUUGACAAUAAUAUACAAGAUGUGGAUGUGGACAUGGGAGACUUCACUCUUAAUGUUGAAAGUGAUGCGAAAGGUUCUUGUAUAAAUGUUGUUCAUGGUCAUGAACCUGAAGAUAUGGAAGUGAUCAACAAUGAGGAAUUUGAAUCUUUAGAUGAAGGAUCUGACCAAGACAGAGAGAGAAGAUCUCUUAUCAAAAAUUUGAGAAAAGAAAAAAGGUCAAAUCCUGAAUCCGACUGGUUUAUAAGGACCUUAAACCAAACUCACACAUGUUUGAAAACAAGGAAACUCAGGGCUUGUACUGCUUCUUUAAUCAGCAAGAAAAUCUUUGAUCAAGUUGAGGCGAAUCCAAAUAUACCUUUGAGAGCCAUACAAGAUCACUUUCAAAGAACCUACCAAGUGGGUGUUACUAUGGACAAGGUGUUCAGGGCAAAGGAUAAGGCAAAAAAUCAUAUAAUUGGGGACUACACAAAGCAGUAUGAACUGUUGAGGGACUAUGUUCUCGAACUUCAAGCCACCAACCCAUACACCACAGUGAAAAUAGAUGCAUGCCUUAGGGACUUAUUAGGUUUUGAUGGUGCCUUCAUGAAAGGACCAUUCCCUGGGCAAGUCCUUUCAGCAGUUGGUCUUGAUUCCAAUAAUGGAAUUUACCCAUUAGCAUAUGCGAUUGUUGAGUCUAAAAACAUAGAAAGUUGGAAAUGGUUUUUAGAUAACCUUGGGGAUGACUUGGACCUUGGAAGAAACUUAAAUUUUACUUUCAUAAGUUUACAUACUGCAGUUGAGCAAUUGUUUCCUAAUGUUGAGCAUAGAUAUUGUAUCAGACAUAUUUAUGACAAUAUAAGGAAAAGAUGGAGACAAACAGAGUACAGGGACCACUUAUGGAGGUGUGCAUCAGCUACCACCAUUCCUGAGUUUGAACAUUUGAUGAAGGAGUUUAGUCAGUAUGAUAAGGAGGCAUGUGAAUGGUUGAAUCAAAUUCCUCCUAAACAUUGGGCAAGGAGUCAUUUUUCAGGACGAGUAGUUUCUGAUGUGUUGAUAUCAAACAUGUGUGAAGUGUUUAAUGGGAAGAUAAAGAAAGGAUAA
This is a messenger RNA of Lactuca saligna, 2032 nucleotides long. The record is from the annotation of a GenBank genome assembly. NCBI's taxonomy places the organism in Eukaryota, Viridiplantae, Streptophyta, Magnoliopsida, Asterales, Asteraceae.